CAAUUAAUUCCUCAGGCCCAGUUGCUAACCCUCUCCUCUCAACACGAAUGGAACCUCCCGCUGUUUCAUUCCACUAUGUCGAAAACAUUGACGCCGGCAACGUUGAUGUCGAUGUUGAUCCUUUGGUGAACCCAAAAUUUUUACCCCCAUCUUUUUCGGUUGAAGCGAAACAGCCGAUUUAUGGAGACGUCGACAAAAUGAAAACCGACGUCUUCGACGGUGACAACUUUGAUGCUAGCGACAACAUGGGAUAUUUGGAAAUUCUUUCGUCCAAAGAUGAUAAUCCGAAUGAUAAGAGCUCGUGGGAAGGAACGAACAUUAUUGUGCCCAGUGUUCGAAUGAAGUUUAAGAACGAGAAAGAGGUGUUUGAGUUUUACAAAAACUACACUUACUAAAUCGGUUUUCCCGUAAGGAAAAGAAAUUCGAAGCAGGGUGAUGAAGGAGUUAUAUGUUAUGUAACCUUUACAUGCAGUCGGGAAGGCCGUCGAACCAGUGGGACAAAUGCAGUUUUGAAGUCUCGACCAACCAUCCAAACUGGGUGCAAAGCAGAUUAACGGCAUGUUUUGACCUUAAUGGAAUUUGGCGUAUUAACACGGUUCAUCUAGAGUAUAAUCACAGAACUAGCUCAUCAAAAUCACGGCUAUAUCGAUGUAAUCAUCAAAUCAGUGCACGAGUUAAAAGACAACUUGAAAGAAAUGACAUCGCUGGUAUACCACAAGAGUUUUAACUCAAUCGUAGUUGAAGCGGUGGUUAUGAGAAGAUUGCAUGUGUGGAGAAGGAUUGUAAAAAUUUCAUUGACAAAGUACGUUGGUCGAGACUUGGGCAAGGAGACGCUAUUGCAAUACAAGCGUAUUUUUUGAAGAUGCAAGCAAAUAGUCCUGGCUUCUAUUUCAAUAUAGACUUCGAUGAGGAUGCCCACUUGAGGAACGUUUUCUGGGCAGAUAACAUGUACAGGCAAGCGUGUAAGGAAUUCGUUGAUGUAGUAACGUUUGACACCACGUACUUGACUAACAAGUACGAAAUGCCUUUUGCUCUCUUUGUUGGGGUAAACCAUCAUGGACAAUCAACUUUACUUGGAUGUGGUUUGGUCUCAAAUGAGGAUACAAGUACUUUUGUAUGGUUAUUCAGAACCUAGCUUAAGUGCAUACAUGAUGGAGCUCUAACUGGAAUUAUUACAGAUCAGGAUCGAGCUAUGCAGAAUGCAAUUGAAAUCGUGUUUCGAAACAUAAAACAUAGGUGGUGCUUGUGGCAUAUCUAAAAAAGUAACUAGAAAAAUUUAGUGGCCAUAAACAUAAAGUUUCUAUUCUUUUUGCUAUGCAUCACUUGGUAUAUAUGUGCAAAGUUGUAAGGAAUUUGAGCAAGGUUGCAGUAAGAUGUUAGAAGAUUACAAAGUGGUUGAAUAUUUUUGGUUGAUCGGACUGUACAAUGAGAGGUUCAAUGGGUGCCAUGCUGUUUGAAAAUUUCAUUCUGGAUGGGUAUGUCAACCACUCAACGAAGUAAGAGCAUAAAUGCAUUUUUUGAUGGCUAUGUCCAUUCGAAAAAAUCCCUAAAAACAUUUGUAGAGCAGUAUGAGCGUGCUUUGAGAAAUAAAGUUGAGAAGGAGGUUCAAAAUGAUUUCAAAUCAUCCUCACAGAUGGUUCUAUGUGUGACAACGCAAAGUUCAGGGAAUUCCAAGAACAGUUCACCGGAAGGAUAUAUUGUGAAGUUUUAUCUGCUCAUGAUUCAUACUUACAUACCAUCUAUGAAGUGCAUGAGGACAUCAUUUCAAAUGAAUAUAUGAAGACAAAAAUGUUUGAAGUGUGCUUCCGUAGGGAUGAAUGUGAUUUGAGUGCAAUUGUCAUUUGCUUGAGUUAAGAGGAAUUAUUUGCAAGCACGCGAUCACAGUUUUGAUCCUUAACCAAGUGAAAUUAGUGCCUGAGAAAUACAUAUUAAAGAGAUGGAGACGAGAUGUUAACAGACCGUAUGUGAGGGUUCCAAUCAGUUAUGACGGUUGGAUCAGUACUCCUAACCAAGUUAGAUAUGAGCAAAUGUGCGAUGCAUUUACCAAGUUAACUUAUAUGAUUGCACAUGACAAAUCAUGAUCAAAGGAAAUUAUUGAGUGGAUUGAUUAUUAAACUGUAAAGUCAUCCACGCUAAAGUCCAAGACGGAGGUCUUCGCAAGCUUUGAUAGAGUUGUCUAGUGUGCUAGUGAAGUCAUCCUCGACCCAAAAUACUCAAAAAGGCAAAAGAACUCCAAAAAACUUCGUCGAAAGGGACAUUUUGAAACUUGUUCAAAGAAGUCAAACAAUUGUCUGAAGGUUUAUAUUUUUUUCUAUUUUUUUCAUUUGUUCAUGAUCAGUACUUUGUAGUCGUGAAAUCAUUAGUUUUUUUCAUACCACGUAGGGGCCAACGAAGCCAAUUGUAUUGAAAAGGCAUAAAGAAAAUGAUUCGACUGCAUUCAUUGAUUAGGUAAAUGAGCUUUGCAAUGAACGAUACCAAGUUAUUUGAGUUCAGGUUUGAGAUGCUUGUCAUUGACAUUACCUAUUUCAUUUUGUAAGAUGUUCGUGUACAAAAUACCCCUCAUCAUAGCUAUCCUCAAGUCGGCACAUAGGAGAGCAUAGCUGGUUAUGAUUUUGGGAUCCAAAACAGUUUCAAAUUAUUACAUUUUUUUGGAUAAUUAUUUUGCUAAGCUAAUGUAUUUGCAAUCGUUUUUGUUAGCUUCAAAUUCAGCUUUUCCUUAGGACUCGAAGGCCUUUUCUUUAGUCCCUCUUUUCACAACAAGGAGCUCUUACAUUUUUGCUUAUUUUUGUAUUGGCAGUACUUUUGUUAAGCUCAUUUAUUGCAGGAUCUGUAUGUUAAAGCUAUUGUGAUGAAAUUAGACCCAUUUGUUGUAACCUAUAUUUUAGUAUUCUAGUCAAGUUAGAAUUUGAAGUA
Olea europaea var. sylvestris is the source of this 2913-nucleotide messenger RNA. RefSeq lists its product as uncharacterized. The record is from RefSeq and is a predicted model, not a curated record. The coding region runs from base 48 to 395 and encodes 115 amino acids. Lineage: Eukaryota; Viridiplantae; Streptophyta; Magnoliopsida; Lamiales; Oleaceae. The transcript is spliced from 2 exons.